AUGACUCUUUCCAUUCCUUCCAGUCUAUCGUGGUAUUGCGCUGCACCUCAUACUGCUGCCAGCAAUUACACUCUUCCACCUCAACUCCUUCAGGACGAUUACACUCCCCCUUCUCAAGAAGCCGAAUUGAUUCAUUUGAUUCACGUUCAAAGACAUUCAAAGCGUACGUCAGUGAACCUGUUACCGAACGAAGAAUUCUAUAAUCCACCUGCAGGUUGGAACUGUAACAACAUCCAAUACUACAAUUACGCUCAUGGAAACGAUGGCUCAACAAACAUUCAAAAACACUUCGGAAUUCCUGAUUGGCAUCCUCUCAAAUCGAGAUUUUGGAACGGGACAUGCGAAUCGGGUCCUUUGACCGCAGGUGGCUUGCAUGAUGCCUUCCAACAAGGUAAAGACUUGUGGAGCGUUUAUGGACCCAAAGGCAAGAACCCGAUCCAUAAUUUUGGAAGUCCAUGGCCGACACAGCAUAACACAUUAUUGAGAAACAGUCCAGAAGAGAGAACGUUCCAGGUUGCAAGUGGAUUGUUGCACGGAAUGGGCGUCCCUGAUCAUGAGAAUUUCAAAUCUGUCGUGAUGCCUUCUACUUUGGAUAACAUUGUGCCAAAUUACGUUUGUUCUCAUGCCAACGAUCUGCGUAAUACGAUUAAUGCAGAAAAAGCUUGGACCGAUCAUAUCGCAAGUAAAGCUGAUUUGUUUGGUACAUUGAACGACGUAUUGGGCACAGCGAACCUUUCAGCUUGGAACAGUUGGAUCGACCACCCAUUCGAUGCACUUUCUUCACGUCAAUGUAACGGACAUCCAUUACCCACCAAUCCUCAAACAGGUAAAAGCAUCACACAAGAUAUUGCCGAUCAAGUAUACGCAGAAGGUAAUUGGGAGUACAAUUACAUUUGGAACGCAAGUCCCAAUGCAGAUGAAUAUACCAAAUACUCGAUUGCUUUAUUGGUCAAAGAACUUGCAGUCCUGAUGAAAACCGUACAAGAUGGCACAAAUGAGAAAAAGUUGAGCCUUUUCGUCGGUCAUGAUGGUACUAUGGUACGUUUGUUCAAAACUGUUGGCAUGCCUUACAUCAUGUGGCCCGGUAUGGGCAGCGAACUCAACUUUGAGAUCUACAAAACCAAGGAAAAGACUCCAAAAUACUACGUUCGCACUCUAUCAUAUGGCAAAACAUUGAACUCAACGGUAAAAGCGCUUACCGGCAGUGAUCAACCAGCAGAAGCUUCUUGGGCUCCACUUGAGGAUGUUAUUGCUUACUUGAACGAGCGUGUACCUGCUGAUUUGGCUUCUAAAUGCUGA
This is a messenger RNA of Meira miltonrushii, 1299 nucleotides long. Its product is annotated as phosphoglycerate mutase-like protein. The transcript is spliced from 4 exons. Lineage: Eukaryota; Fungi; Basidiomycota; Exobasidiomycetes; Exobasidiales; Brachybasidiaceae. Gene Ontology annotation, molecular function: phosphatase activity. The record is from RefSeq and is a predicted model, not a curated record. Gene Ontology annotation, biological process: dephosphorylation. The coding region runs from base 1 to 1299 and encodes 432 amino acids.